This is a messenger RNA of Symbiodinium necroappetens, 423 nucleotides long. Lineage: Eukaryota; Dinophyceae; Suessiales; Symbiodiniaceae. The record is from the annotation of a GenBank genome assembly.
AUGGUCACCCACGUCGACCUCCGUUACAACAAGAUCGGGGACGAGGGCGCCAAGGCGCUCGCAGAUGCUCUGAAAUCAAACAAGACCGUCACCGACAUCAACCUCAAUAGAAACAACAUCGAAGUCGAGGGCACCAAGGCACUCGCAGAUGCCUUGAAGCGCAACUGUAUGGUCACCCACGUCGACCUCGGUGACAACGAGAUCGGGGUCGACGGCGCCAAGGCACUGGCAGAUGCCUUGAAGUCCAACUGUACGGCCACCCACGUCGACCUCCGUUACAACAACAUCGGGGACGAGGGCGCCAAGGCCAGGCAGUGCCCGCGGGGUGUUUGCAGCUUGCAAUUUCGACAACCGCUUUCCUGUGAGAGGCACUCGAAGAUGUUCGGAAGUUCAACAAUGUCGUCGUCGUCAGGAUGUGAUUGA